Molecule: messenger RNA, 10683 nt
Organism: Sander lucioperca (pikeperch)
Lineage: Eukaryota; Metazoa; Chordata; Actinopteri; Perciformes; Percidae
Gene: otog
Product: otogelin
Exons: 51
Coding region: 1-9309 (3102 amino acids)
Biological process (GO): L-arabinose metabolic process
Cellular component (GO): extracellular matrix
Molecular function (GO): protein binding; alpha-L-arabinofuranosidase activity
Source: RefSeq, a predicted model, not a curated record
AUGGAUAUUACUUCUCCAAGAAUCAAGUCUUUGCAAGUUAAUCUUCAUGAUGUCCACAAUGACCCGGGCUGCAGCUCUGCCCCUUACACCUGCCAACGAUCUGUCAGCCUCUUCCUCCCGUGGGACGGGGAGGUUCGGCUGCACGCCACCAACGUGACGUUCAAGGGCCAAAGUUUGCAGCUGCCUAAUCACAUCCACGACCUGCAGCUGGAGCAGAUAUCUCAGUAUGUUCUGGUGACACAGCAGCACGGCUUCACGCUGGCCUGGGAGGGACACAGCGGCUCUGUCUACAUCAAACUCAGCCCCGAGUUUGUGGGCCGAACCUGUGGCCUGUGUGGAAACUUCAACGCAGACGUCCAGGACGACCUGAAGACCAGUUAUGGCGUGCUGACUCAUGAAAUAGAAAUGUUUGGGAAUAGCUGGGUGGAGACGGAGCCACACGAGGCCCGAUGUCCCAUGGUGCUCUCUGGCUUCUCUUCACCCUGUGCUGCAGUCGAAGCUCAUGUCCUGCUGAAAGUGGAGGAGGUGUGUGCUAUGCUGCUGGAUCCACCAUUUCAGAGCUGCCAUGACUUUGUCAGCCCGCUGUCCUACAUGGCCAGCUGCUCCAACGACCUCUGCAUGUCGGGUCCCAACGGUGAUGUGGUAUGCCAGGUGUUGAGCGAGUACGCCCGGGCCUGUGCCCACGCUGACCACCCACUGCACGACUGGAGGCAGCACAUUCCUCAAUGUGCGAAGCAGUGUCCCCUUGGUCUGCAGUACAGGGAAUGCAUCAGCUGCUGCCCUGCGUCCUGCAACCUGGAGCGAACAUGCAUAGACAGCAAGCUGGCCUGCCUGGAUGGAUGCUACUGUCCUGAUGGUCUGAUCUACGAGGACGGAGGCUGUGUGACACCCUCUGACUGUCCCUGCGAGUACCACGGCAUGUUUUAUCCGUCUGGACAGACACUGCAGGAGGAAUGCAACAACUGCACAUGCGUGGGUGGAGUGUGGAACUGCACCGACUACAGCUGCCCAGGGGAGUGCUCGGUGACUGGCGAUAUGUAUUUUCAAUCCUUUGACGGGCGGAUCUACACCUUCCCUGCAACAUGUCAGUAUGUCCUCGCCAAAAGUCGCAACUCGGGGAAGUUCACAGUCACCGUCCAGAACGCCCCCUGUGGAGCCAAUUUGGAUGGGGCCUGCAUCCAAUCAGUUAACCUGGUUAUUGAUGAGGAUCCAAGAACGGAGAUUACACUGAGUCACGUCGGGGAGGUCUUCAUGGCCGGACAGUACCGCAUCUCCCUGCCGUAUUCUGACGACGUCUUCCACAUCCAGGAGCUGUCGUCCAUGUUCCUCCAGGUGAAGACGGCCUUCGGCCUGUGUCUGCAGUACAGCUGGACAGAGUUUCGCCUCUAUCUGCAGGCCGACGAGCUGUGGAAGGACGACACAGUGGGCCUGUGCGGCACCUUCAACGGCAACAUCCAAGAUGACUUCCUAUCUCCAUCAGGUAUGAUAGAAAGCACUCCUCACCUGUUUGGAAACGCCUGGAGAGUCUCGUCAGCCUGUUCGACCAGCCUGAGUGCGCCUCAGCUCGACCCCUGUGACACACACCAGCAGGCCGUGGCCUAUGCCUCAGAGAUGUGUGAUGUGCUGAACCAGGAUCUGUUCUCUGCCUGCCACGAGUACCUCAGCCCGACAUCCUUCCAUCAGCAGUGUCGCUCGGACACCUGUAAGUGCGGGACGCCUUGCCUCUGCUCUGCGCUGGCCCACUACGCUCGCCACUGCCGCAGAUUCUCCAUCAUCGUUGACUUUCGAUCGCAGAUAUCCGACUGUGCGGUCACCUGUCCUGCCAGCAUGCAGUACGGCACCUGUGUGUCGUCCUGCCAGCGCCGCUGCUCCGCCCUCUCCGUCCCACAGCACUGUGGGGAGGAGUGUGAGGAGGGCUGUGUGUGCCCCCAGGGAACCUUCUACAACCAUCGAACACACACCUGCGUGCACAGGAGCGACUGCCCCUGCAGUUUCCUCGGAACCGAUUACGAACCAGGAGACGUGAUCAUGACGUCAGCAGGUGUUCAACUCUGCCUGAAUGGUAAACUGGUGUCCCAAACAGCAAACGGUGACAUGUUGUGUCCAGCUGGUCAGCUCUACCAGAACUGCUCAGAGGGGGACGAAGGCCUCCUGUCGGGAAGGGGCGUGGCAUGCGAGCGCACCUGCGAGUCCUACCUGCUCAACCUUACCUGCUCGACACACGAGCCCUGCGUGGCCGGAUGUAGCUGCCCUCCUGGCUUGCUGAAACAUGGAGACGAGUGCUUUGAACCUGCAUCCUGCCCCUGUCUUUGGAAAGGAAAGGAGUAUUACCCCGGCGACAGAGUCUCCUCCCCCUGCCAUCAGUGUGUUUGCCAGCACGGGACGUUCCAGUGUGUGUUUCAUCCGUGUCCAUCCAUGUGCAUGGCUUACGGUGACCGCCACUACAGGACGUUUGAUGGACUGCUGUUUGACUACGUUGGUGCAUGCAAAGUCUAUCUUGUAAAGAGCAACGCUGACGUGAUGCUCGGUGUAACCGCCGAGAACGUCGACUGUUUCGACAGUGGAGUCAUCUGCAGGAAAUCUCUGCUGAUCAACAUCGGCAGAUCCUUCAUAGCAUUUGAUGAUGACUCUGGGAAGCCAAAUCCAUCCAGUGUGAUUGACAGGAAGCAGAGGAUGUUCAUCUGGCCAGCCGGGUACUUCACAGUGGUUCAUUUCCCUGAGGAAGACGUCACCGUCCUCUGGGACCGCAAGACCACCGUCCACAUCCAGGUCGGACCUCGCUGGCAGGGGAAGCUAAGUGGGCUGUGCGGGAACUUUGACAUGAAGACUGUGAACGAGAUGCGGACACCUGACAACAUCGACUCCCCGACUCCACAGGAGUUUGGAAACAGCUGGACUGCAGCAGAGUGUGUGAACAGUCCAGAUAUCAGACACCCCUGCAGCCUCAGUCCACUCAGAGAGCCUUUUGCAAAGCGGCAGUGUGGCAUCCUGCUCAGUGAGGUUUUCCAGGCCUGCCACCCGGUGGUGGACGUUACCUGGUUCUACAUGAACUGCCUGGCAGACACGUGUGCCUGCAGUCGUGGAGGCGACUGCGAGUGUUUCUGCACCAGCGUGGCGGCAUACGCCCAGCGCUGCUGCCACCAGGGCGUUCCUGUGGACUGGCGCUCCCCGUCUCUGUGCCCGUACGAUUGUGAAUUCUACAACAAAGUUCUGGGUAAAGGUCCCUUCAGGCUGAUCACCUUCAGGGAUCGGGCGACGCUGCUGGCAGCCAGCAGCUCCAGUGGCUCUGUGUUCCUGCAGUGGGGCAACCUCAGCUUCGCCGCCCCCCCUGGAGUCCUCUCGCAGUUCAUGAUGACGCCGGGCCUCAGCAGAGCCCGACCACACGACACAUCGCGGGUUUCCUUCGAGGCGGCCGAGCGACCAAACUACUUUCUGCACGCAAGCCUGAGCGGCCAGGUGAGGCUGGCCAAGUGGGAGGAGAGCGAGGCAUUCUGGGACGGAGCCACCUUCGUCCUCCACAGGAACACCUGGAUCCCCGGCUACGACUCGCUGGAGUCCCACGCAAAGCCCGGCUUCUUCCUGCACGUCACGCUGGCCCGCCUCCACCUGCUCAAGUACAGACACAUCGACAGCUUCCGCAAGGCCACGCUGUUCAGACUGACGGGCCCCAGCCCGGAUGCCCCGCCCGGUCCACGUUGUCAGUGGCGGUACGAUUCCUGUGUCAUCCCCUGCUUCAAGACCUGCAGCGACCCGUCAGCUGAUGCCUGCGUCACCAUCCCACAAGUGGAGGGCUGCCUUCCUGUCUGCCCCCCACACAUGGUCCUUGAUGAGGUCACCCGUCGGUGUGUCUUUGUUGAAGACUGCAUUAAGAUCCCAGUUGCUGUGCAGCCUGUGACACCCUCCACUGCUCAGCUGACCUCUGCAGCUGUCACUUCUGCAACCACCGAAAGCACUGCUGUCUCCACCACACCCCUCCAGACCUCCAUCACCACCACGGCAUCCUCAGCCCGUCCACACACUGGCCCUACUGCUAAAAUCACCCCCACUACUCCUGCCGUGAGCACACAGACGUCCUCAUUUGAGGCGCCGCACGCCCCUGACCAGCCGACCCGCCCAGUCCCUGUCUCUCCUUCCGUAGUGGCUGAACUUUCCAGAACAGCAGGACCCCCAUCUCCUCCAACAGAGCCCCCUGCUGUCAGGCCAGAGGUGGAGGAGCCGCUGUCCACUGUCAGUGUGACUGAAGCGUCGUCCACCACCACUGUAGCAGGUACAACAGCAUGGACGACCAGAGCGGUGAGCUCCACCACCGGCUCUUUCGGCCCCAGCACGUCCGGGCCGAGCAGCGCUCCCUUCGCCGUCACGUCUCUGUUCUGGCUCACCUCCUCCACCGAGCCCACCCACUUCCCGCAGCCGCUCUUCACCACCACUGCCACCACCCUGCAGCCAUCUCCAACUGCAGCACCGACCACAAGCUCUGUCGAAGGGCCAACCACCAUAACAACCCCUCCUCUUGUUGUCGCGCAAACAACCAAAGAGACCACAGAGGCUACAACACAUUCGGCAGCAGUUACUCCGAUUGUAACCACUUCUAGUCCAAGUCUUGCUCCAAUCUCCGAGACGUCUACAGUUACAGAUAGGACUACUGUAACCAGCACAGCUACCACUGCAUACACAGACACCAGCACAACGCCUGUAACAGUGGAGCGACGUCCCCCAACGACAACUACACCCAUCCCUCCCGGUUUACCAAGCACAGCCUCCACAACCUCCCCGCCUCUCCCGACCUCAGCUCCUGUGGAAACAGGAGCCGCGUCUUUGCCUACAGUCACUUCAGCUAAAACCACAGAAUCAGUCACAUCAGUUGCACCUUUCGUCACCAGUAAAACAACACCGUACAUAAGUCCAGAGACAACAUCGCCGCCGGCUACCACAGAGACGAUUCUGCACACCACUCCUGCUGAACUGAAGACUUCUACAACAACCAUUCCUGAGUUACCAACGUCACCCCCGAUCCAUGUUGCACCUACUACACCCGCACCAUCCGCUCCUACCUCAGCUGGACUAGAGUGGAAAACAACAACAAAGAAAGUGACCAUACUUGAAUCCACUGUGUCUGAAAUACCUGUAGCAACCACAACAACGGCUGCACCUCCAUCUCCGAAGAUUACAGACACCACAACUUCUUCUUUGUCCAAAUCCACACCCUAUGCCGAGAGAACCUCCUGGUCUGCCGCCGUCCCAACGGUGGAGAAAACCACUCAGACCACAACUUCAGGACCUCCGGAGGUUCCAGGAAUGUCCACCAUGUCCACAGGUCCUCCUGUCACAACGAAAGCAACUGUGACGCCAGUGUUUCCUACAGAAACCACCGCUGUGCCACGUUUACCGAAAACAGAGAGCUCCACCCAUCCUGCGUCGACCGUGCGUACCUCAGAGCCAUGGCAUUGGGAGACCUCCUCCACUCUGGUCCACAGCCCCACAGUGAAGACUACAGCAGGGCUCACUUCUGAAACUGUCAUCCAGGAUGUCACUUCUACGAAAACUACCGAAGUGCCUCGCCUUCCCGUAACGUCAAAGCCGAUUGUCACCUCUGCGACAUCGGCUGCUGCCACAGCCACCACAGCCAAAACCACAACGUCUCCUGAAAUCUCAACUGCAGAAAUUGUCACCACCACAACCAGGAGACCGGCUACACCCCCGCCUCCACCUGGACCCGGUUUUCCCGAGACACUUCUCACGACCAUCCCUACAAGAGCUCCACCGGGUGUUGUCACCACCACGCUCAGACCCGUCAUCCUGCAGCCCAUUACAGAGACGACACAUCCGGUGACUGGCAGAGUGGAGGUGUCGACGAGAGCUACGACCACGGCGCCUCCGUCUGGGUCUCCGCUGCACACAACUGCUUCCACCGCAGCUCCGAGGCCAACGGCUGUCCAGGAGAAAGUCACCACCCGGCUGGUGUCCACCGCAAGAGCUACACCUGCUACAACAACUACAACCGUCGCACGGACGACCACCGUCAGAACGACGCCCAGAGUUCCCGUCACAACAAGAGUUACCCCCAGAAUCACGUCGACUGAGAGCUCAACCGUCGGGCCGGUCACUGCAAGGGUUACCGUAGCAACAAGGCCCCCAACAGUAAUCUCCAGAUCAACCACUCUCGGCCCACCGACUGUCACACCGAGCCCUGGCAUGACAACAACGUCAGGAGUGCCGCCUACAACUGUCGCAACGUCCGCCGAGUCGUUCACCACAGCGAGCACGACUGACCGCGUCGACACAAGCGCAGCAGUUACCGGCCGGACCACCGUAACCGCUUCAGCACCCAUUCCUACUUUAACAGCAGUCACGGUAUCUUCAGCCGUCCCCACGACAACCGCCAGAGAGCCAGCCACAUCUGAAAAAACCCUGACAACCAAAGAGAGUGAAGUGUCACCAUCCACGUCCCAACCGGUGACAUCUCCACCUGACACACACCUGAUCUCCACCCAGACGCCUGGUGUUUCCACUCCGACCUCACUCCCAGCAGCCACCUCGGUCCAAACUGAGCAGGACAGAGUUGAUCGCACCAGUCCAGGUCCGACGACGCCUCGUGAGCCGGCGUUGCCUUACACACCACUGGAAACGACCAUACACACAGAGGGCAUAACAUCCUUGGCUGUAUCAUCUACAAGGAUGUGCACUCCUCCGUAUGCAGAGAUCGUGGAUGAAUGCACAAAGUACAUUUGCGUCAACAACCAGCUCGUCUUGUUCAACAAAUCUCAGAGCUGCCAAUUCACCUCCGACCGUCCGAACUGCGGCCUGCUUGGCUUUGCCAUCCUGGUCAAUGGAGACAAGUGCUGCCCAAAGUGGGACUGUCCAUGUCGCUGCUCGAUGUUUCCGGAUCUGAAUGUGAUCACAUUUGAUGGGAACAGCGUUGCCAUCUACAAGGCCGCCUCAUAUAUAGUGACCCAGCUGCCCAAUGAGACUGUCAGUGUCCUGGUUCAGGAGUGUCCCGCUGACUCAGAGUCACCACUCCUCUGGAAUUUCACCAAUCUGUGUUUGGUGGCGCUCAACAUCACGCACAAAUCCAACCAAAUCAUCAUCAACAGGCUGCAGAGGAGGCUUUACGUCAACUCGCGGUACGCUAAGCCUCGAUUCAAAAAGUUUGGCUUUGAGAUCUACGACACAGGCAACAUGUACCUGAUCCGCAGCCCGGCUGGUCUCAAGCUGCAGUGGUACCACAGCACCGGCAUGAUGGUGAUCGACAGUGGCAGCUCCCACAACAAGCUUCACACCAUGGGUCUCUGUGGUUUCUGUGAUGGAGACCCAACAAACGACCUGACUCUGGCCGACGGCACCACGGUGGGUGCGGGCGAGGAUCCGGCUAUUUUCAUCGACAGCUGGCAGGUUCCCAACACCACCAGCUACGUCAGCCACAGCCGCCGCCGCGAGCUCAACUGCUCCACCAGCGACUGCUCCGUCUGCCUGCUCAUGCUGCAGAACCCAGCUUUCUCCCCCUGCCACGCCUUCGUCCCGCCGAGCACCUUCUGUGAGAUUUGGGUACGAGAUGCAGAGUACGUCAACAACCAGUGUGUGGCGCUGGCUGCCUACGCGGCUUCUUGCCACAAAUUCAACAUCUGCAUUGAGUGGAGGAGUCCAGAUUACUGCCCCUUUGUGUGUCCUGACAGUCUGCGGUAUCAGGCCUGUCUGCCGGCCUGCACGUCUCAGUCCUGCCCCAACAACGACUUUGACUCGGAUCCGGACCAGUGUUCAGGCCUGACUGAGGGCUGCGUGUGCCCCGAGGGAACGCUCCUCCACCGACCGUACACCGCCCUCUGCAUCUCACCUGAGAAGUGUGCCUGCACUGACAGCUCCGGCGUUCCUCGCGCACACGGUGAUGUGUGGAAAGCCUCGAAAGACGCCUGCUGCAUGUACCGCUGCGACAACGACACCAUCGUUCCCGUGGAGUACAACUGCUCCAGCAUGGCGGCGCCGGCGUGCCAUCGAACAGGGGAGAUGAUCAUCAGUCUGGCCGACGACACCAGCUGCUGCCCGCAUAAAGUCUGCGUGUGUAACCAGAGCCUGUGUGACCUGCUCCCUCCUGAGUGUAAAUACGGGGAGAAGCUGGUGUCGUACUACAGACAGGAAUCCUGCUGUCCGGACUUUGUGUGCGAGUGUGAUCCUGAACUCUGUGAGUCGGACGUUCCCACCUGCAGAGACGACCAGACUGUGAUCGCCACCAGAGCCGAUGGCAGCUGCUGCCUUGCUCACAUCUGCGUGUGUUCUUCCUGUCCGGAGACACCCCCUCUCUGCCAGAGCGGCGAGGUGCUGACGGUGGAUGCUAACACCACGGACCGCUGCUGCCCCACCUACCAGUGUGUGUGUGAGCCCUACAGGUGUCCUCUGCUUAGUUGUCCUGUUGGGAUGUCGGUGGUGUCCGUGUCCAGUCCGGGCCGCUGCUGUCCAAACCAAACAUGCGAGUGUUCCUGUGAAAAGAUCGCCUCCCCAAAAUGUGGCCUGGGAGAGGCCGCCCAGCUGGACCGGGCCUACAUGUCCGACGCACAGAACCAGUGCGCCUGCAAAAGAUACAAGUGUGUGCGCGAGGCGGUAUGUGUGUUAGGUGAGCGCGGCGUGUUGCGGCCAGGUCAAGCUCUGGUGGAGCACCUUGACGACGGCGUGUGUCACAGCAGGCAGUGCAGCCGCAGCCUGGACCCGGUCAGCGGCUUCUAUCUGCUGCGCACCAGCAGCAUCAACUGCUCCGCCCACUGCCAACCAAAUCAGAUCUACGUCCCCCCGAAGGACCAGAGGACAUGCUGCGGUGUUUGUCAAAAUAUUUCCUGCCUCUACCAACACGAGAACGGGACAACUGUUCUCUACAAGCCGGGGAAGUCCUGGGUUUCAAACUGCAUGAAGUUUGAUUGCGCAGACACUCUGUCCGGACCCACGCUCAUCUCCUACUCCUAUAGCUGCCCACCAUUCAAUGAAACAGAGUGUAUGAAGGUCGGUGGAACUGUCGUAAGUUACAUGGACGGAUGCUGCAAGACAUGCAAAGAAGACGGGAAGUCGUGUCAGAAGGUGACGGUGCGGAUGACGAUCAGGAAGAACGACUGUCGUAGCAACAGGCCGGUGAACAUCGUGUCAUGUGACGGGAAGUGUCCGUCCGCCAGCAUCUACAACUACAACAUCAACACGUACGCGCGCUUCUGCAAGUGCUGCAGGGAGACGGGGCUCCAGCGGCGCUCCGUGCAGCUCUACUGCAGCAGCAAUGCCACCUGGGUCAGCUACACCAUCCAGGAGCCCACCGACUGCUCCUGCCAGUGGUCCUAAACACACACACACACGCACACACACACACACACGUACACACACACACACACACACACACACACACACACACACACACACACACACACACACACACACACACACACACACACACACACACGGUGUUCACAUCUACAUCCUGUAAAACCACAAAACAAAGAACAAAAGGAAGAAGAAGAAACCUCAGCCAUGUUGCUUUAGGAUGUUGGGAGAGUGGAAUACUGUGCUGUGAUUGGCUGGACUGCAUGACUGAUGCUCUUCCUCUUCCAGUCAGUUUUCGUGGUGCCUCUGCUGGCAGGGAGGUGGUAAUGCAGGGCACUGAAGGUGCAGGUAAAUUGAACAUGAUGGUAAAUUGUUAGUGCACAGAAAUAGAAGUCACAGAAAACGUCAACGUUUUCUUUUGACGGCAAUUUUGUUGUCAUCGGAAACUCUCCUGUUUUGUGUCACAACUCCAGCAGAUUUCUUGCCUAUGAUGUGAAAUACAAAUCAGAGGCAGUUUUAUGGAGUAUAAUAACUACUUGAUAUCCAAAUGAUACAUGAACACCUUUAGAAACACGCUGCAAAGGGCUAAAGCUCUCUGCUUUACUGCAGUGCCACCUCCCCGCCAGUCUACACAGAAAAGAAAAUGUUCAGCAAAGGAAAAAAGGAAGUUAAUCUUUUGUUUUUGAGAGAGGGAGCUAAUCUCUCUGCUCGUCUCCUCAGAGCGCUCCUGUGCAGCCAGGACAGAAAAGUAAAAAAAAAAUCAAAUAUAUAUUUUAAAACGAGGUUGUGAUGCAGACGAUCAGGAGAGGAGCUGUGACACCUUCUCAGUUUAGUGCAUCAUCAUCAUCAUCAUCAUCAUCAUUUGGAGAUCAUAUUUUACCCAGAAUGUCUCAUGUCGUGCCUUGUUUUUGUAAAUAAUUUAACUUUUUAAAAUGAUUUGCAAAAUCAAAUUCUUAGAUAUUUCACUUUUAGAAAGAUGACAAUAAACUGUAUAUUCAGUGAUGUGAAGUAUACUUUAUAUAAUCAACACUAGUGAGGUGUAUUAACUGAUUAAAUCCAGCCGUACGUGGAGCACUUUAUUUAUUUAUUGGAGAUUGAUAGAGCACAGCCGUUCUGAUAUUUAUGGACGACAACACAGAGAGAAGAGAAGCAUUCGGCCCAACUAAAGAACAAAAAGACCUAACAGGAUGCAACACUUUGAUUUGGUUUUAUUCCCGAUUACAGAAAGAAAUAUAUUAGGAGUGCUUGGCAUUGUGUAAAAGAUGUUUCUCUGUGGACUAAAUUCUUAAUGUGUUUGUUCAAACAGACCCACCUGGAUAGUCGAGUUAAAGAGGAUUUGUAUCAUACAAAUGUACAUUUGCAUUUUCAAUAAAUAUUUCCUUUGGAAAAACUAAA